Messenger RNA from Paramecium primaurelia, 704 nucleotides. The record is from the annotation of a GenBank genome assembly. NCBI's taxonomy places the organism in Eukaryota, Ciliophora, Oligohymenophorea, Peniculida, Parameciidae.
AUAAAGUAAAAAAUGUCCAAACAGUCUAAUCAAGUACAAGAUAAAUAGAUGUAAUGGUCAAAUCAAAAAGAAAGAAGAAAGAAAUUAAUUUUAGACAGUCCAGAUACUAAAGAGACUGUAACUAUUCUACCUAAACAAGUAAGAUUUUGUUCUUAAUUAAGUAAUAAAAAAUACCUAGUUCAAACAAAUUACCUAAACAUUUUAUUUCUGGACCAAAGAAAAAAGCUAGAUUAAAAUAAUAAACAUAAGAAGAAUGUCCUAUUUGUAUGUUGAAUUUAGAUGAUGUAUAAAAUGUUUGUGAAAUUGAUGUUUGUAAACAUUAGAUAUGUUCAACUUGUAUUAAAGAAUGGGCAGAAAAAUAUAAAACACAAUGUCCUUGUUGUCGAGCAAAAUUCAAUUACAUCUAUCCAAUAAAAGAUGGAAAAAGAGAAAACAACCCAAUAUAAUUAAAUUUAAAUUUACCAAAAUGGAAUUAAGAAGAUGAUGAAUUUUAUGAAGAUGAAAGUGAUUAUGAUGAUGAAGAGAGAUGCUAAGUAUGUUAAUGUUCACACACUCCUUAUUUAAUGUUGAUAUGUGAUAAAUGUAAUGAUGCAUUUUGCCACACUUUUUGUGAUCCUGCUUAAUUAGAAUUUAAUGUUCCUAGUAGUAAAUGGUAUUGUUUGGAUUGCAGAAAAUCUAAAUUUAUUUACUAUAAACAUAAGUGA